ACACAUGUGGCCUGAAGUUGGUUAAUGUUUACUGUAGUAGCCGCGCGAACUGAAAGCUAUAGGUAUUCAAUGGCGAAGCACUGUCUCGUUUUUCUUGUAUAAGAACUCUUUAUGCUGCCGUCCUUUCAAUGACUGUGUUGUUUUUUUGUGUUUAUGAGAGUUAUAAGUUUACGAGUGAAUGGAUUUCUAUGACUGUGUUCACUCGCCUGAUAGCCUGUACACCCUAACUCAAUGCACAUAGGACGAAUUGAUUAUUACUUACAAAUAUACAAUCAGCAGGCUUAAUAUUAUAGCCGCGGCUAUUUAUACUUUUGAUAGGACAGUUUUACCAGUAUUUGCCGCAAUCAGGGCGACUGUAUUCGCUGAAUUUGACUUUUUAAUUGAAUAAGGUUCGACAUAUUAAGAUUUUGUGACGAGAAGUGCGACGAGGUUAUUCUUAAAACGAAAAUGUAUGGUUUUGUUAAUCACGCUUUGGAGCUUCUGGUUCUCAGGAAUUUUGGAGAAGAAAAAUGGGAGCUGAUCAAAAAAGAAGCUGCUCUGGAAAUGGAUGGCAGUUUCUUGGUAAGAUCCAUCUAUGACGAUUCCCUUUCAUAUGGAUUGGUUGGAGCCGCUUCGAAAGUCCUUGAAAUUGAUGCCGGUGAUAUCUUGGAAUCGUUUGGUGUGAUGUUCUUCCAGUUUUGUGAGGAGUCGGGUUAUGAUAAAAUCCUGCAGGUGUUGGGUGGAACUACCAAAGACUUUUUACAGAAUCUGGAUGCCCUGCACGAUCAUCUCGCCACCAUUUAUCCUGGCAUGCAGGCACCUUCCUUCCGAUGUUCUGAACGAGAAGGGGAUAAGGCAACUAUCUUGCAUUACUAUUCGGAACGACCCGGCUUAGAGAGAAUAGUGAUUGGUAUAGUGAAAACCGUGGCCAAGAGACUUCAUAGUUCAGAUGUCGAACUAGAGCUCAUCCAGUCCAAGGAGCAAUGUGGUCAUGUUCAAUUUAUCAUCAAGGAGAAAUCCACAGAAGACUCCGUCACAGAUACAAACGUUGACUCCUACGAUAACGUCUUGUCGUAUGAGCCUCACAUUAGUCCAGCAACGUUCUGUAGGGCCUUUCCGUUUCACAUCAUGUUUGACGAGAAUCUGAUCAUCAGGCAGGGUGGCAAUUCCUUCACCCGUGUUAUACCCAACGCCAUCGAUAACAAAAGGGUUACAGAUUUAUUUGACAUGAUUCGACCUCACAUGGACUUCACAUUUGAGAACAUUAUUCAGCACAUCAACACGGUUUACGUACUGAGAUCGAAGGCGAGUGUAUCAGAUGUAGAAACCAUGGAUGGGGACUCGAGGAUGCGAAUCAAGGGCCAGAUGAUACACGUGGAGGAGUCUAACUGUAUGUUGUUCCUGUGUUCACCAAGUGUCAUGAACCUCGACGACCUGAACCGGCGUGGGUUGUAUCUUAGUGACAUACCUCUUCAUGAUGCCACCAGAGAUCUGGUAUUGUUGUCCGAACAUUUUGAAGCCGAAUACAAGCUGACUCAGAAACUGGAGAUCCUUACAGACAAGCUGCAACAGACUCAUCGGGAACUGGCUGAUGAAAAGAGUAAAACCGAUAGACUCAUGUAUUCCAUUCUUCCGCCAUCAGUCGCCAACAAAUUACGUCAUCAACAACCAGUUGGAGCAGAGAAACACAGUAACGUCACGUUAAUGUUCAGUGGAAUCCUCGGAUUUAAUGACUUCUGUGCCAAGAACUCUGAAGGUUAUGGAGCCAUGAAGAUCGUCCAGUUACUCAACUCCGUCUAUACCAAAUUUGAUAUCUUAGUUGAUCCAACAACGAAUCCAAAUAUAUACAAGGUAGAAACUGUAGGUGAUAAGUAUAUGGCAGUAAGUGGACUACCGGAACCCUGUGAUGAUCAUGCGCGAUGUAUAGCCAGAUUAGCCCUAGACAUGAUGUAUAUUUCAAGGUCACUGACAGAUCCCGAUGGAAAACAGAUAGUGAUUACAAUAGGUAUCCAUUCUGGACCAGUUGUCACUGGAGUUAUUGGUAAGAAGAUGCCCCGAUAUUGUCUAUUUGGCAAUACUGUUAAUAUAACUAGCCGCACAGAAACUACUGGUAUCAAGGGGAAGAUCAACGUCUCUGAAGAUGCUUACGAGUUCCUGAAGAAAGAAGUGUGUUAUGAUCCCAGCUUUAAGUUUGAUUUUAGAGGCGAAGUACCCAUGAAAGGUCGACCAAAACCCAUGAGAUGCUGGAACCUAAGCCGUCGCGAAGAUGACGAUGGGGACACAAGCUGCUUCAGUAACAACCAAUCAUCAUGUGCUUUACAAUUGUAACAUAUAGUUAUAUUUUGUAGUUUUGUCAAGCCAAAGGUCAUUAAACGUUAAGUUUGUUGUUUUGUUUAAUAUAAUAUUAUAAAUGAAGUGUCAACAUAUUUUGAUCUGAAUACAGAAAUCCGACAAUGUCUAUAUAUAAAUAUAUCCAUAUCUUAUAGUGCCGCUGUGAUUCACAUAACGUUUAUUGUGUAUAAAAUGGGUUAAUUUAUUCGAGUAGUUACAAAAUGGCAAUACAGUCUUGAACACAACUUAGCAUGUCAAGGUCUAUCUAGUGUAUGUAUACUGGUAGUUAUUAACUUCAUUCAUUACUUCUAAUGUGUUAUUCAAAAAGCUAUAAACCAGUUUAACAUCAUAUAUAUUAUAGUGCCCCCCUUUAACAUCUCGUGUUCAGUUGCACUUUACAAAGUGACAAUACAUAGUCAUAAAAUGGCCAGUAAAAUGUAAAAUUAUCGACAUGUGAAAAGUUGUAUAUACAGCAUUAGUCAAACGCCAGAUUAAAUACAUGUGUUUUAAGGGGUUUUUAAAAAUAAAAAUAAAUGAACAACAUCUUAAACUCAAUGGUAGGGGCUUGAUAACUAAAAGAGUGCUGACCAUAAGAGGACUAUAAGCAACAGAUUAUCAGAAAAAACAGGUAAACUAUAAAUAUACUACAUGUAUAUACUACAGCCACAGGAACCAGGAGUUUAUUGUUCGGUAUAUAAUCCAGGUCUGUCUGGUGUUCGUGGUCUUUUAUUUAUCAUUUGUUGUUCUUAAUUAUUAUUAAUUAGUUUGUUUUUAUCAAUAUCAACUUUGUAAGCUAAUCAUUAAAAUCCGUUUUUUUUUAAAUUGGUGAGUGACUACAAGUGCACGAGGAUGUUCACAGCAGUAGAGAUCUGUCUGAAACCCACCUCGUUGACUUUUCCGACUUUUGUGUAGCACUGUGUAUUUCUUUAAAUGUAGCGCAUUAUACAAAACGUAUAUUUACCAAUUUGUUAAUUAAUGAAAAAUCCUCGAUAAACGACCAAUCGAACAAACCAAGUUUAUGUAUUUAUGUUCACUUGUCCCCAAAUCAAAUUCAUAUAUAAUAAAGUAUGUAUACUUAUGCCGAAACAGCUACUAAUAUAUUUAUGCGACGUUUCAAAGUGUAUUUUCUCACCGUUACCAUGCUCAUUAGUAGCUAUUUCCAGAAAUAUGUGUUAUAGAUUGUUACUUUGUCCAAUAACUAAAUGUCGUUAUAAUAUUAUUUUCAAAUUCAUAUGGUAUAGAAAUUAUGUUAAGUUGUUGCAAACCAAGUUUGUAGUAUCUCUGUUUACUUUGAACAGACCAUGUUUACUUGUAGCAAACCAGGUUUACUUGUCGGAAACUAGGUUUACUUGCAGCAAACCAAGUCUUAUAGUAUUUAUGUUUUCUUGUCGCAAAGCCAAUUUACGAACUUUCAUAUUUCACAGAAAUCAAGAGGUUGUGUCCUAUUUGAUAAAACGUGUAGCCCCAGAUGGUAGCUUUAAAUAGUGUGUGAUAUUAUAUGUUUUAAUGCUUUAAUAUGUUAUAUAUAUGAAUAUAAAUAUAAAUUAUUUUGUUGUGAACCGGUCCUUAAAAACUCGGAUUCAAUAAAGUACGAAUGUUAUAUAAAAA
Patella vulgata (common limpet) is the source of this 3918-nucleotide messenger RNA. Its product is annotated as guanylate cyclase soluble subunit beta-1. NCBI's taxonomy places the organism in Eukaryota, Metazoa, Mollusca, Gastropoda, Patellidae. The coding region runs from base 448 to 2307 and encodes 619 amino acids. Gene Ontology annotation, biological process: response to oxygen levels; cGMP biosynthetic process. The transcript is spliced from 8 exons. Gene Ontology annotation, cellular component: guanylate cyclase complex, soluble. Gene Ontology annotation, molecular function: guanylate cyclase activity; heme binding. The record is from RefSeq and is a predicted model, not a curated record.